CAGGAGAUCGAAACUCAAGCUCUGGAGGUGACUCGCGGCCUCACCCAACAGUUGCAGUCGGCUACCACAACGCUUGUCUCCAACCUCCAAGGUCUACCGGCCGGACUUCAAGAGAAAGUGGGUCUCGUCCGCCAGAACGUCGACGAGCUCCGUAACGCCUUCAUGACCGCUGGGUCUUUCCAGGAUCUGUCGGGAUCCAUCCUAGCUCAGAGUCGGGAAAAAGUCGCCAAGGCCCGUCAGUUGACGGAUGAGCUGAUGGAUCACGUGGUCCAAAAUGCCCCUCUUACUUGGCUUGUAGGGCCUUUCACAGCCUCGGGCAAACCGGAGGGGGAAGAAAUAGAAAUGAAAUAGCCUUUCAAGGGUGUGAGCAGUUCAGGAUAUUGUUAAAAGUGUUAAGGGGUUUAUUUUGGGAGCAAAGAGAAGAAUUAAGCUUGGCUGCAAAUAGUUUAAAUAAAUAUAGAAUUCUUGGUGCAAAAGAUCACUGGACCAUGCAAAACCAAGAGGGGUUUUUUUGGGGGGGGAUGGUCUGGGUGCUUUUGUUUUUUCUAACACGAUCCAGUGAAAUUUUGGGCUGGUGGGCUUAUUUUGCCCAAUUUAACACACCUGGUUUAGUAAAUUGACAAUUGGAGAGGCGUUUUUUUUUCUCACUAACUCCAUCUAAAAGCAAGUUUGUUUAUUAUUAUUUUUUACUUUGCAGGAUUAGGAGAAGAGAAUCCAUUUUUAAAUGGAUAUGGGCAAAAUUAAGAAGCGGUUAUCUGUAUUUUUCAUCUGAACCCUUCCCCCCCACCCCCCCAAUCGCAGGGAGAUUAUUCUUGCAAUCUGGGAGACAAAGAAUUAUUCAGUAUAUGGUGCAAAACGCAGCAAAACAACGGGGAGGUUUAACCAAUUCCACCCAACUAGUGCCUUUUUCUUCUGAAUGUUUCCUUCCCCGCGAUAAUUCUCUGGCUUAAUUGGUCUCCUUUCCACCCUGCUCUUUCUGCGGAGGGCACGGAUUCGGGGUUUUUGCAAAUAGCGACAGCACUGAGAAAACUGAAAAUGCCAGGAAUGUAAGCAGGAUGAAGGGAUGGAGACAAAGGUUAGGAAAUUAUCUGGGUUUUGAUUAUUAUUAUUAUUCCUGCAUUCUGGUCCU
Molecule: messenger RNA, 1129 nt
Organism: Thamnophis sirtalis
Lineage: Eukaryota; Metazoa; Chordata; Lepidosauria; Squamata; Natricidae
Source: RefSeq, a predicted model, not a curated record